CCGAGAAGAGAAGAGAAAAGAAGAGAGGAGGAGAGCGAAAUUUUAGGAGACAAGAAUCUUUCCUUAUAAAAAAGCAGAGAGGGCGGAAAGGAACUCCACUACCCUCUGUUCCAUUUCACCACUGAGUACGGUCUGAAACCCAUCCGUUUUCUUCUCUCUCAUAUCUCUAGAGGGAAGAAGGGGAGAGCGGAAUAGCUCCGGAAGUGUCCACGAAUCUCUGCUUUUCUUCUCAAAGAUUCGAUCUUUUCGUCUCUGGUUGGUAGUUUAGGUGGGCGGGAGCUGCUGACGGAGAGCAGCUGGUGGACUGGAGCGGCGCUGCAAUGGAGGCGGGGAGGUGAGGGAGGAGGAGGAGGUGCGGGGUUUGGCUUCUUGAGAUCCGUCAUGGGCUUAGGAAGUUUGAUGUGAGUUGAUAUGAGUGGAGUUUGAGAUCGAAUUUGGACCAUGUUGUUGGUCUUCUAGGAGAAAAGGAGAAGAGGAAGAAGAGGAGGCUCUUUCGCUUCAAGAUGAACGCCAAGCGUGCCUAUAAGCUACAGGAGUUUGCAGCACAUGCUUCCAAUGUGAAUUGCCUCAAGAUUGGGAGGAAGACUUCGAGGGUUCUUUUCACUGGUGGAGAAGAUCACAAGGUCAAUCUCUGGGCUCUUGGCAAACCCAAUGCCAUACUGAGCCUGUCGGGCCAUACAAGUGCAGUUGAGUCUGUGAGUUUUGAUUCUUCUGAAGUUUUAUUGGCUGCUGGAGCAGCCAGUGGCACAAUAAAGCUGUGGGAUUUAGAGGAGGCAAAUGUUGUUCGCACUCUCACCGGGCAUAGGUCCAAUUGUAUAUCUGUUGAUUUUCAUCCAUUUGGUGAAUUCAUUGCAUCUGGAUCGUUGGAUACAAACCUAAAAAUAUGGGAUAUCCGAAGGAAGGGAUGCAUCCACACAUACAAAGGGCACACCCGAGGGGUCAAUUCCAUUAGAUUCACCCCAGAUGGCCGAUGGGUUGUUUCAGGUGGAGAAGAUAACAUUGUGAAGCUCUGGGAUCUGACGGCUGGGAAGCUCUUGCAUGAUUUUAAAUGCCAUGAGGGUCAAAUUCAGUGCAUAGAUUUUCAUCCUCAUGAAUUUCUUUUGGCAACAGGUUCAGCUGACAAGACUGUUAAAUUUUGGGACCUUGAAACUUUUGAGAUGAUUGGGUCAUCAGGACCUGAGACCAGCAGUGUGCAUUCCAUGACUUUUAACCCUGAUGGGAGGACACUAUGUUGCGGAUUGCAUGAAAGCCUGAAAGUUUUAUCAUGGGAACCAAUAAGAUGUCAUGAUGCAGUGGAAGGGGGAUGGUCUAGAUUGUCAGAUCUGAAUGUCCAUGAGGGCAAACUUAUUGGAUGCUCUUAUAACCAAAGUUGUGUUGGAGUAUGGGUUUACGACAUCUCGCGCAUUGAGCCAUAUGCAAGGAGCAGUGCUGCUAGAUCAAAUGGCCAUUCAGGAUCAGAAUCCAAUGCCCGUAGUAUUGAGUCCCUGAAAACUAACAGCAAUAUCAGGACUACUAUGGGAAGGUUAUGUGUUUCACAAAAUUCAGUAAACAGUUUUAAGACUAGUAUGGGAAGGUUAUCCGUUUCACAAAAUUCGCAAACUGUAGCUGAGGAGACUAAACCUUUAAUUUCUACUGGAAGUUGCCCUGGUACUCACCGCAGAACUGGAUUAAGCUCCAUUCUGAAAAUGGCUGCAGCAAAUUCAGUUACAGCACUGGGUGCUACAGUGUUAAAGAGAAGUUCAUCAAAGUCCCAUGGAACAACCAAUCUUCAGAACCUUAACAAGUCUGAUGUGGCACCUGUAAUUGCCCCCAGUGCUACUAACUCAAGAGCAGAUCUGGUUUCUGACUCUAGAAAAGAAACAAAUGAUGUGAUACCUGUUGUUGUGCCCAAAGCCAGCUCAAGAAUGGAUUUGGCUCCUGAUCCUAGAAAAGACACUGGCAAUGUGGCACCUAUUAUCGUCCCUAGAACUAGCUCAAGAUUGGAUUAUGGUGCUGAUUUUAAUAGGGAAACUGGAACUGGAAGGGCACUGACAUUUGCCAUUGAAUCACAGGCGAUUGAUUUACAAAAAUUGUCAAAUAACAGAGAUGAUUCAGAGGGAACAAUUAUAGGAUUAGAUUCUGGACCCAUGGGCAAUAAGAGUAUUGAAUUAAAUGAAACUGUAGACUGCAAUCUCCUUUCUGCUGUCAAUGGCUUUGAUAAAACAUCUGCUGGCAAAAGGAACCUAGAAGAUGUUCAAAUAAUUAGGGCUGGGAAGGCUGGAGAAAACCUAUCAGUCGAGCCAAAUCCCAGUUACUCAUUUCAAACUUAUGAUGCUAGAGUAAUUAAACAAAGGGAUACAAGCUCUAUGGAAGUUCUGAAAGGAGGAAGAACACGAUCACUUGUUGCAAGUUGGGAAAUGAGGGAACUGUCUCCUAGUUAUGAAGGUCCAACACCCAAUAAUUUCUAUGAAAACAUGUCUGCUUCUAGCAUCAGUUUUACUUCGAGAGGGUGCCUUUCAUCAGAUCAACAGGAAACAUUAUCUGCUAGUGAUGAGGAUGCUAUUGCUGAUUUGGUGGAACAGCACAAACAAUUCCUAACCUCUGCGCAGUCACGGUUGGCAAAAUUACAGAAAUGCUGCGAGCACACAGGAUUGAGUGGCGCAGGAAUAGUAAUGGCACCAUCUUGUAGCUUUGGAGGAUGGUAGUAGUCUUGUAACUGUAUUUGCAACUUUCAUUUAGACAUCUAACCCAUCAAUCUUCUCGAUUGUUGGGGGCUAACUAGCCUGAAUUUUGUCCCACGUUUUCAUGCCAUACUUUACUUGGAUCUUGGAUAAUGGUCUCUCUGGUUGGUGCUUCUACACUCUUCUACACCUUAGACACAUUAGUGCUAUAUUGUUAUGUGCUUAUAUUGUACCCACUAGUUUUCCCUGGAGUAUCCUUGUUAGCACAACGUGCUACAGGAAGAUAAGUCAUAGACAUGGCAUGAGAAGCAAGAGGUAGAGCGAGAGGAAGAGACAACAUAAGGAAAGUUCGCAUCAUAUUUAGGAAUCAGAAUGAUCCAAAACUUACCAAUUAUAUUAUCCAUAUUCCAAGUAUUUGGGAUUAUUGUGAUCCGACACUGGGAUGCUUGCAUCCAACUCUGGUACCUGAGUCCAUCUAGCAUAAGUACCAUUAAUACUAUCAUGUCUUUAUUGGAAGUAAUAAAUUAUCGACUGCUACCUGGAUCUUUUUUGUACUUCAGUUUACUAUAUUUCAUUUCUUUAUCUGUAUAGGAUAGUUAUGACAUACCUUCUUGAUUGCUGACUCUCCAUCUUUUGUGACACCUGUGUGCCAUAUUCUUCUUUGUUGUAUCUUUGAAAUCUAGACAUUACGAGCUUUACUGUCUUGGCAUUUGUCUUAGCUUUUUUGCUAUUUUGCACAUUUCUGUCAUUGUUUCUAAACUAGUUGGGGACUAGGCAUCAUUUCCAAGCAUCAAGUUGCUAGUUAUACUGAAGAAAUAUCCAUUCCAGUGCAUAUAUCCUGACAUGGAAAUGUACGAUAAAUAUAUGCCAGCUGCCAGAAUAUUGACUGGCUUCCUGUUAAUAGUAGUAACUGAUAUUACUCUUGACUUUCGCAUAAAUUCAGAUAUUCAAUCUGAGAGCUCCAUAGAAUUUGACGGAGAUAAAGCCUUGCAUUUUACGACACACAAUUUAUAGCUUGUUCUACCACAAAAUUGAUAGCUUGUUCUACAUAAAUCAUAUAUACUCUUUUUUGCCAUUUUAUUUAAUCUAGAGGAUUACUGCUUUAAUUUAUCCUAACAUGGCGAAAAUGGCUUGUGCCAGUGGUUUCAAACAUUGAAAUAGGAACGUUAAUUCAUCGUGCAAACUUAAAAUACACAAGCCUUAGUAACUAUCUUUAUGGAGGAGCACUAUCUUCUUUGCUUUCACUCUGAUUUUAUUACUUUUCAUAUUCACGCUAGUAUUUCAGUCACCCAACC
Molecule: messenger RNA, 3955 nt
Organism: Phoenix dactylifera (date palm)
Lineage: Eukaryota; Viridiplantae; Streptophyta; Magnoliopsida; Arecales; Arecaceae
Source: RefSeq, a predicted model, not a curated record